AAGAAACUCGUAAAACAAGUGCUAAAAUAGUUCUGCAUUAGUGAUAUUAUACAUAUUUUGUGUGUAUAUUUACUAAUUCGGUACAACUCGUGACAACUUUGUAAACAAGUACAUCUUUUUAUAAACGCCGCUAUAAAUACAUGUUAUCUGGUAAUUGAAUGAAGUCUAAUGAUUGUUCUAUGUACAUUUUCAAUUAUUCCUUGAACUUACUCUACCAUCACCUACUUCACGUCUUGUUUUAUAUAAAUAAAUACAUUUGUACAUUAGGGUCUUCUAAAUAUGGGUCAAAGAUGGGAUAAUUUACAAAUAUAUUUCAACAUCCAUGUUUAUUGUCAACAAUGUUCAUAUCUGCGUGUAGUGUUAAUCUAAAACUAUGUAAUGAAAUUGGAUGCAACGUAACCUGUCAUUGGAUAUGCUAGUAAGAAGGCUCACCAGGUCGUUGUGGAACACAGUGCGUGUGGAGAAGAGGACGCUUGCAUCAGAACCCUCAAAACCACAGCCUGUAGAAAAAGAUGGAGUUGAUGCUGUGCAGUUAGAAGCUCUAGACAGGGACAUAUGCCUGGUAGUUGAUGAGAAGGACAACUUUCUUGGUACAGCUACUAAGAGGGAGUGCCACAAAGUGGGGGAUGAUGGCAAGAUCCUGCUGCACCGUGCCUUCAGUGUGUUCCUGUUCAACAAGAGAGGGGACAUGUUGCUGCAGAGAAGAUCUAGUCAAAAAGUGACAUAUCCUGAUUACUACUCGAAUGCCUGCUGCAGCCACCCAUUGUAUUUAGAUGACAAGGCUGAAGACGUCAUCACAGCCGCGCGGCGCAGGCUCCACCACGAACUGGGCAUCCCCUUAGAUCAUAUGGACCCCGAGUUGUUCACUUUCAUGACCCGCGUGCACUACCACGACCCCGGCGACGGCGUGUUCGGCGAGCACGAGAUCGACCACGUCCUCUUCUUCCAGGGCGACGUCAAGGUCAAACCGAACUCCAACGAAAUCUCCGAGUACUGCUUCGUGCCUAAAUCUGAAUUUAACGCGUACCUCCCGACCCUGGAGGGGCCCAUCACGCCGUGGUUCAACAUGAUCCGUCGCCAUCGACUGAAGCUCUGGUGGGACAACCUGCACCGGCUGAAGGAGCUCGCGGAACCCGACAAGAUACACAAGUUUAUGACUGAAAAUACUAAAUAGGCCUCCCCGCCUUAUCGUAGAUGUAGAACAGUUUUAUUUUAUUAUAACAAGGAGUAUGGAGCGAUUUUAUUCAGGCAACGCUUUGUUCUUUGUCAGAAGAGAGGUAAAAAAAAAUACAGCUUUUGCCUUUAAGAUAGUUUAAGAAAUCGACCUGGGUUCCAACCAUAAGCGGGUUCAUAGUUUAUUUUAGAUAUAACUACCUCUUGCACUUGUAUGCACGGAAAGCUUUUAUUAAUUUAGGUUUUUAUCAAAAUGAAAAUGGCAAAAUCGCUCUUAGUCCUUUGUGUUUAUUUUCAUGAUUUAUUAUAAAGCUGUACAUAUUUAAUUCUAUAAGUAAAUACGGGUGCUUUCACAUUGUUUAAAUCAGAUUAAUUGAAGAGGAAAGCCCUCGUUAGAUUGGAAAACUAUGCUAUGUACAUUUCUAUGAUGAUUACAAUAAAUAUAUUUAUUAUUAUUUCA
Messenger RNA from Trichoplusia ni (cabbage looper), 1633 nucleotides. Its product is annotated as isopentenyl-diphosphate Delta-isomerase 1-like. The record is from RefSeq and is a predicted model, not a curated record. The coding region runs from base 389 to 1174 and encodes 261 amino acids. Gene Ontology annotation, molecular function: isopentenyl-diphosphate delta-isomerase activity. Gene Ontology annotation, cellular component: cytoplasm. Gene Ontology annotation, biological process: isopentenyl diphosphate biosynthetic process; isoprenoid biosynthetic process. Lineage: Eukaryota; Metazoa; Arthropoda; Insecta; Lepidoptera; Noctuidae. The transcript has 6 exons.